Messenger RNA from Vidua macroura (Pin-tailed whydah), 696 nucleotides. RefSeq names its product histone H3. Gene Ontology annotation, molecular function: DNA binding; structural constituent of chromatin; protein heterodimerization activity. The coding region runs from base 4 to 414 and encodes 136 amino acids. The record is from RefSeq and is a predicted model, not a curated record. NCBI's taxonomy places the organism in Eukaryota, Metazoa, Chordata, Aves, Passeriformes, Viduidae. Gene Ontology annotation, cellular component: nucleosome. The transcript has a single exon.
GGGAUGGCGCGCACGAAGCAGACGGCGCGGAAGUCGACGGGCGGCAAGGCGCCCCGCAAGCAGCUGGCCACCAAGGCUGCCCGCAAGAGCGCGCCGGCCACGGGCGGCGUCAAGAAGCCGCACCGCUACCGGCCCGGCACGGUGGCGCUGCGCGAGAUCCGGCGCUACCAGAAGUCCACGGAGCUGCUGAUCCGCAAGCUGCCCUUCCAGCGCCUGGUGCGCGAGAUCGCGCAGGACUUCAAGACCGACCUGCGCUUCCAGAGCUCGGCCGUCAUGGCGCUGCAGGAGGCCAGCGAGGCCUACCUGGUGGGGCUCUUCGAGGACACCAACCUGUGUGCCAUCCACGCCAAGCGCGUCACCAUCAUGCCCAAGGACAUCCAGCUGGCCCGCCGCAUCCGCGGCGAGCGCGCCUGAGUCUCCUGCCCUCUCUGCUUUAAACCGAAAGGCUCUUUUAAGAGCCACUACAAUUCCACUGGAGAGAGCUGUUGUCUCUGUGUUACGGAGCAGGCACAGGCAGCCCACGGCAAGCGCUUUUCAGUGCCCAAGGUAGUGGCAAUUCAGGGAUAACUGGGGGAACGCGAGCCUUCCGGUAGUGUCCAGCCCUGCCAUCCCCUUGUGUCCUGUGUGUGUCGGGCCAUUGAGCAGGUCACCGUCUAAAGCUGCCGGGGUGUACGGGGCUGUGCUGUGCUGUGGUGG